CCAAGUGUCCGAGGUUUCGUAAGUGUGUGAAACACGUCCGGCAGCUACAUCUGCAGAUGUCACGACGGAUAUGAGCUGAAAACACAUCAACGGGAAAUAUCACUGCACAGAUAAGAAGAAUCUUUUUAUUUGCUAUGACAAGCCAGGCCACAAGAAAUGCAAGUGUAAAGCGAGUGUUGAUGGGAAGGGUUACGACUGUAAAACUGUUGUUAAAGUCACCAUUGAGCCUGCGAGACCAGUCGAAGUGACUCUCAGUCCAACCACCAUCUCCAAAACAACAGGUGCCAUGACAACCAACUCUCCGAAAACCACCACCAGAACAUUCCCAGUCUCCACAACUACAGUCAAUCCCGCCACUGCUGUUGCCAUGACAACUGCUCCUCCAACAAGCACUGGGACAUCAGCGACUGUCGCCAUGACAACUGUUGCUCCAACAAGCACUGGGACAUCAGCAACUGUCGCCAUGACAACUGCUACUGCGACAUCAGCGACUGCCGCCAUGACAACUGCUACUCCAACUAGCACUGUAACAUCAGCGACUGUCGCCAUGACAACUGUUGCUCCAACAAGUACUGUGACAUCAGCGACUGUCGCCAUGACAACUGCUGCUCCAACAACCACUGUGACCCCCGCUGUAACAGUUGCCAUGACUACAGCAGCAGCUACAACCACAACUCUCACAACAACUGUCGCUGACACCACACAUCCACCUACAGAGCGCUCUCCAGCUACAACCAUCCCCAUGGCAACAACAGCCGUGCCUGUAGCCACCACAUCCCUGACAACAGCAAGAAGUACAACCACACUGGACAACCGCAUCCACAGAGACACGUCGAAGCCCAGAGGAGACGUUCACAUUCCACGAUAUGGACACAAUCUGUUUGACUGGGACUUUGAUGUUGAGCUGGGAAACACAGCAGAAUACACAGGCGACGAUCCAGGGGCUGGUGCCGUGAGCUGCACGUUUGAUGAAGGUUUGUGUGUUUGGAUGUCAGAUUCAGGAGAUCUUCGCUGGAACAUCAAAGAAGAUCCUGCAGGUGGACAAUACCUGACAGUACCAGACGCUACCAGCAGACGGAGCGUCAGAGGGGCGCGGCUUACACUGCCACUGGCUCCGCCCAUGAAGGCGUGGAGGAGCAGUCAACUCUGUUUGUCAUUCAGACACCGCCUUCAUGGACACCACAUUGGCUCUCUGCAAGUGUUUGUCAGGAAGGGGCGGAGUCACAGCCCAUCUGUCUGGACCAGUACUGGAGGACACGGCUGGAGACACACCCAAAUCACACUCUGGGGGCGGGGUCUUGAUGAUAUUGUGUUGAAGGGUGAAAGACGACGAGGGAAACAUGGAGAGAUCGCUGUGGACGAUCUCGGUCUGAGGAGAGGAGCCUGUGCCGCAGACUGACACGCGUACACCCUCCUUAGACUUCGAUGGGUUUUUAUACACAACGAGUGUAGUUAUCAACACUAUAACCUAACCCUUAACAGAAAUCUGUCCGGAUUUUCACCAUUAAAACACAGAACUUAACUUACUAGAUUUAUAAUGUUUUAUUAAAAGGAGGACAUCCCCAUAGAGAGGUUUUACUCAGGGUUGUCGGGUUUUGCUCACUUUUGGGCACGAAAUAUGAUUAAGUAAACAAAACACGGCACAUGUUGGGCUUUGAUGUUUUAUCAGGACCUUCCAUAGACAUAAUGACUUUUAUACAUGGUUUUAUAUUUUUGGUGUAUAAAAUGAAACUCUUUAACAGACAGUAAUAUUUCAGAUGCGAGCUGGGUGUAUUCUCUGGUGUUUGUGGAGGUGUGUGUUCUAAUCUGCUGGUCAGUCUUUUAUUUAAUAAGACUUUUAUACUGUAUUUUGUUGUUUAAAAUUGUGUUUUAAACAGUGUUGGGUGUAACUAGUUACUAAGUAAUUAGUUACUGUAAUUUAAUUACUUUCCCUUGAAAAAGUAAAGUAAGGGAUUACUCUUAUUUUUCUGUACUAAAUACUAAAUACUGUGUAAUAUAUUCAAUAGUGGAAACGACAUGCAAGUCUAACUUUAAUAUGUAUGCUUUAAUGUGUCCUUCUCACAUUUGUAUACUUUAGUCAGUUAAUAAGAAUAAUUUAUGUAGUUAUUGAUUAUUUAUUUUAAUGAAUUAAACAAUCCCUUUCAUGUCUGUCCUUGAAUCAAUUCUAAUCAAGGUUGAUGUAGGAUAUAGAAAGUCAUUAUUAAUAAGUAAUUAAAUACUUUUUGGAGAGAGUCAUUUGUACAGUAAUCUAAUUACACUAUUGAAUAUGUCAUUAGUAACUAGUAAUGAAUUACUUUUCAGAGGAACUCACCCAACACUGGUUAAACCAACACCUCACAGCACAUGUCUGUUUUACUUCCUCUCUCUCUCUCUAAAGCAGGUGUGCUUCACAUGUCUUGUGACAGAUAAAUGGCACCUGAAGGACACUGAGCUCACGUGUGUGUGUGUGUGUGUGUGUGUGUGUGUGUGUGUGUGUGUGUGUGUGUGUGUGGCACUUUAGCGCCUCCUGGAGGCUGUGCAGGUGCAUCACACACUGACUGAUCUCAGCACAGCUCUCACUGGGUAUUUCUGCACUGAACAGUGUACAUGUUCUUUCUGUGUCUGUACAAAACUAUUUCCCACAAUGCACUGCAGUGUAUUCCACUUGAGAUGAAUAAACUGAUUCAAAUGAUCAGCAUGAAC
Molecule: messenger RNA, 2682 nt
Organism: Triplophysa rosa
Lineage: Eukaryota; Metazoa; Chordata; Actinopteri; Cypriniformes; Nemacheilidae
Product: nephronectin
Exons: 7
Coding region: 287-1399 (370 amino acids)
Cellular component (GO): membrane
Source: RefSeq, a predicted model, not a curated record